UAUUACCCAUGGACAAAAUGUUCAAAUGAAUUAAUUUCCAUAUUGGCAUGUGUUGAAGCUAAUUUCCAUCUCGCAUCGAUGUAAUUUGUUUAAUGAACAAUAACAAACAAAAUAAUAAUAACAACAACAGCGAUAUGACAAUAAUUUUUCCUCGAGUGUAUGCCGCACAAAUAAACAGAAUGUUUAUCAUGGACAGCAACUGAACAGAUGGUCAGUAGUAUUUAGAGAACGCCACAGAAUAGACAGACGGUUGGUUAGUCAAAGAACCAAAAAAAAAAAAAAAAAGAAAAAACCUCCAACGAAACGAAGCAAAACAAAACAUUAGUCGUCCCAUUGAAGAACAAAAAAAAAAAAAGAAUAACAAAUUGUCUAUUACAUUAAAAACAAAUUUGAUUAGGAAAAAAAGGGAGAGAAAAAGAAGUAGACAACUGGAAAAUUGUUAUAGAAUUGUGUGCGUGCGUGAAAAGUUGCAAUUUUGAUUUGAAAGAAUUUUGUUUUGAAAAGAAAAAAGAAACUAACAACGAAAAUGACGGCGCCUAGAAAUUUAUCCAAAUACCUAAUGAUGGUUCGUCCAAAUUAUGCUAAUAAAAGGAAGGAAACGAACAGCAAGACAUCGCAAACGGACGAAGAGAAACAGCGCGAUCGGCAACGCAGCGAAAGGGAGGCUAAAAAAGAAGAACAGGACGCGAUAAAUUAUAAGAGAGACAAAGACGCCCGUGAAGCCCGUUUAUUGGAUUUUGAGAUACGACGGCAGCAGGAACGCGAAAAGAAAAAAGAAGAGCAAAAGAUUUUACACCAACAGCAUCAGCAGUUGCGUGAACAACAACAUCAGCAGCAGCAACAACAACAGCAAAGUGGUGAAAGUCCUCCUACCACCUCUACCUUAGCUCAGCAACAACAGCAGCAACAACAACAACAACAGCAGCAGCAACAGCAAGACGAAGAAGAUCCUGAAAAGCAACAUCUCAUCGGUGGCAGCAGCAGUGCUCCAACACCGAUCAUACCAACACCACCAGAACGUGGUCUGCCACCAGCGUUUCGCAGUCGUUCCAUAGAACGUGAAUAUCUCUACGAAAGAAAGCGACAACUAUCGACAGCCGAUACACACGACUAUAAAAAGCCGCUAAGUACGACACCAUCGCCACAGGCAAUAACUGGACCACCACCGCCUCCUACACCAUCAGCAGCGGUGGUGGCGGGCCCACCGGCAACGGCUGCAGCUGCCACAGCUGCUAUAAUCCCUAUUCUACCAUUAGGGGUUGCCACGCUACGUGAUGACUCCACCGAAUCGGAAGAACAGUCCAUGACAUGCACUCAUGGCCAUGCGGAGUCAUGUCAUCGCAUUAUGUGA
Messenger RNA from Musca domestica (house fly), 1351 nucleotides. RefSeq names its product forkhead box protein P2-like. The transcript has 4 exons. The record is from RefSeq and is a predicted model, not a curated record. NCBI's taxonomy places the organism in Eukaryota, Metazoa, Arthropoda, Insecta, Diptera, Muscidae. The coding region runs from base 527 to 1351 and encodes 274 amino acids.